Cryptotermes secundus is the source of this 1444-nucleotide messenger RNA. Its product is annotated as ribosomal RNA-processing protein 7 homolog A. Gene Ontology annotation, molecular function: nucleic acid binding. The record is from RefSeq and is a predicted model, not a curated record. The transcript is spliced from 7 exons. Gene Ontology annotation, cellular component: CURI complex; UTP-C complex. Gene Ontology annotation, biological process: rRNA processing; ribosomal small subunit assembly. Lineage: Eukaryota; Metazoa; Arthropoda; Insecta; Blattodea; Kalotermitidae. Bases 39 to 845 code for a protein of 268 amino acids.
UUUAGCUCUAAGAUAUUGGUCAAACUGGACAUACACAAAUGGCGAAAAUUGAAUCGUAUCAGGGUUUCAAAGCUUUUCGAGUAAAAUUCAAUGCGGAGAGUACUACACAACAUUGGUUAUAUUAUAAGGAACAUUCGGUGCGAGAAAAGAAUGCCAGUAAACCCUCUAACCGGACCCUCUUCGUCGUAAAUGUACCUCCGUAUUGUAAUGAGGAUUGCUUUAGGCGAAUCUUCAGUUCAUGUGGACCAGUGGCAUCAAUAUUCUUUCAUCAGAAGCCAUCAGCAGGCACAGCUCCUCUUGAGGAAUCACAUUUUUUUCCAAAAUACCCACGAAUUAAGGGAUUCAAGGUUGCAUAUGUGGUGUUUGAAGAUAACAGGGGGCUUCAGAAUGCUUUGAAAUUGGAAAAGAAUAUGGAACCAAUAAUUUUAUGCACUGAUGAGACACCCAUUACCUGUGGAAUACAAAAAUGGUGCCAAGAAUACAACAACAGAAUACCAGAUAUCAGUCUUUUACAGAAAGAUAUUGAUACUUUUAUGGAAAAAUUUGACAGUGAAGCCAGCAGAAAGGCUCUGAAGGAAAAGGAAGCAAUGCAAGAAGAUGAUGAGGGCUGGACCACUGUCACAAAGAGAGGGAGAAAGCCUGGAUUUGCUCGUAAGGAGAGUGUUGAAAAGAAAAUAAUGGGGAAAGAAAAGCUACGAAGAUCAAAGAAGGAACUGCAAAAUUUCUACAGAUUCCAAAUACGAGAGUCCAAAAUGAAGCAUUUAGUAAAUCUGCGGAAAAAAUUUGAAGAAGACAAAAGAAAGUUGGCACUGUUAAAAAAAUCAAGAAGAUUUAAGCCAUUCUGAAUGAAAGCUUUUCUAUGUGUACUGUAAUAGUGUUACAUUCUGAAAAUUUUAUUAUACAAAUGUAAGACUAUGCAUUGCACAUAAAUUUUCAGCUAACACUUUGCCAUCUUAAUGUGUUUCUUAUUAAUAUCACAUGAUAAAAAUUUUAACAAAAGUCACCUGUAAAACAUUAAUAAAGCUAAAAACUGUUUAUGUACCACAUAAAUGGGCCUAAUUACUGUGAAAGCCCCAGUUCAUGUUCAUAGAUUUAAGGUCUUCCCUUAUUUAUUGUCCAAUUUCAAUGAUCACUCCUCCAUUUAAAAAUUUCCGUCAGCUUAGUGUUCAUAUCCAAUGCUGCAAAAAGACGCCUCAAUGGCAGUUUCACUGUAAAAGUGUGCUACAUUUGUUCACAGUUGCCUUGUUACUUUUAACAUCAGCGUUCCUUCCAUACCAUGUUUUCUGAAAAGCAGUAUAGUGAAAAUGUCUGCACAUGUGCACUUAUCUUGCUGCUUUAUAGCAUUCGAUACUAUGCACAAACAUACACACAGAUUCAAACAGUCUGAUAGAAUCUCAUCACAGUAUAUGGUGCAGUACUUGGCUUCAGCAUAUGUAGUCAGUGC